Molecule: messenger RNA, 1174 nt
Organism: Aphanomyces astaci
Lineage: Eukaryota; Oomycota; Saprolegniomycetes; Saprolegniales; Verrucalvaceae
Exons: 5
Coding region: 69-914 (281 amino acids)
Biological process (GO): pantothenate biosynthetic process
Cellular component (GO): cytoplasm
Molecular function (GO): 2-dehydropantoate 2-reductase activity; NADP binding
Source: RefSeq, a predicted model, not a curated record
GUCGGUUUUGAACUUUACACGAAAACGAGAACGGCGGCGGUGAUUUCCAUCACGAGGCGGACGGCGGCAUGAAGGUCGGCGUGGUGGGGCUUGGGGCCAUCGGGUCUCUCUUCUUUAACCGGAUCCUCCAUCAGAUCAACCCGCGCAACAUGCCGCGAAGCAAGACAGACAGAACCAACCAGAUCUAUGCCCUCGUCAAGCAUGCCCACCUCCCGCACCUGAAGAAGGUGUCCAUCUUGGACCAACAGCGACGCCUCGUGCUAGAGGUACCGACGCAUACGUCGCCGAACGCCGAUGCGUUCUGCACGGACUACUUUGUCCAGCAAGCUCGGUCGCUGGACGCGUUGCUUGUGACCGUCAAAUCCACAGACACGUACGAAGUCGCGGCGCGGCUCAAGGCUGGGAACGCCAUCAACAAAGACUCGUUGGUGAUAUCUCUCCAGAAUGGUCUGGGCAACGUCAAGAUCCUCAAGGACGUGCUCGAGACCGACAAUGUGCUGCACGGUGUCACAUACAUGAGCGGGGUGUCCAUCGGUCCUGGCUCCGUCAUCCAAGGCGGCGCCGGCACGACCAUCAUCCAAAACGCCGAACAUUUGAGUGAUUCCGUCCAGGACACAUUGGGGCACUUGUGUACGCUCUUGGCAGCAUCAGGGAUCCAAUCCCAAUUGGUGCCGUCCCACGACCUGCAAUCGGUCGUGUGGACCAAACUCAUGGUCAACGCGGGGAUUAAUCCCCUUGGCGCGAUUCUGAACGUCCCCAACAAGGUACUACUGGGAAGAAAUCCCUUCAAUAUCGAUAUUCAGAUGGAACGAGAGCGUGGUCACAGGUCAAGACAAUUUGGCGAUCGUCGAAGCCAUCGUGAACGAAGUGGCGGCCGUGGCCAACGCCCAAGGCAUCACGCUCAACCUCCAUGACCAGACGCCGCUGGCAUUCACGACGGCAGCGGCGGCAGCGACGGGCGCCAACUUUUGCUCCAUGUGCGUAGACAUCCAGCGCCGCAAGCCGACGGAAAUCGGGUCCAUUAACGACAUGAUCGUGGCUUAUGGGCAGCAAACUGGAGUUCCCACGCCCUGCAAUGCAUUCCUCACCCACGUUAUCAAAGCCCUUGAGCGAGUAUCGACACUAUCUUAACAAAUGUAGACCAUCCAUAAUCACAAAAGGUGGCUACCGGUAG